CGCGCCGCUGUUCCAGCUGCCCGCUUUACCUAAUAGCCGUCAACAGAAUUCGGCUUGCUCGCUCUGAUCGCUUCUGCCAAACGCGCUUCAUCUGCUCGGCUCGCUUCUCCGGCCGUUGCUGCGCGCCGGCGAGACGACCCGCCCGGCUGCUCUGCUUGCUGUGUGCGCCUCGGUUGGCCGUGCGGUUCGGAUCGAUGAUGCAUGCGCCGGCGGGGAGGAGACGGGCCUUCCAGCCUCGCGACGAGGCCACUCACUUUGUCAUGGGCGAUUUUGCGCUAAGCAACGACCCCAGUACGAUGCUGCUCCACGGCCGCGACAGAUCGAACAGCACCUAUCCGGAUGUGUUCUCGGCAAAUCCAAGACCCAUACAAGGAUAUGGCGCAAACGAAUCACCACGCCAAACGAGGAGCUUCUGUGCACAGGCAACUCGGAAGAACGAUGCUACUGCCCUCCCGAUGAGUGCAGAAGCAAAACUGUUCUCCGCUGACGGGUACGCUGGAAUCCGCAACGUCUCAGGCGUUUUCUGCUCACCAGAAGGGGGUGACGAUACCGUGCGAGCACAGGACGAUCAGCACAAGAACAGAGAGAGUGAUCUGCUUCUCUUCGACUGGCCUGAGCUGGAUGACUUGGAGGAUCUCCAGACAGACCUGAGAAAACUCGAUUCGGCGUUUGAGCUAGGGAGCGACUAUUUCGAUGUCCCGAUGUGGCCUUCGAUUUGCUCGCCGGACGUUCAGCUCGUGCCGAGCCCGAGCAGCCACUUCGACAACCCCCGCCCGUCCAAUGUUGCGAACGAGAGCGCGACUAAUCCUGCAUUAAAGCCAGCUAUUUCAGUUCGUGGCACUAGCGAUCAGCAGAUCAACACGCACCAGCCAUCCAGGAAGAAAGGACGGGAGACGCCACUGAACUCUUCUUCUUCCUCCGUGGAGAUCGAGCACUUCCCGCGGCUGUCAGACGCCGACCUCCUCUGCCCCUUCGACCUCCAUGACAUGGUCGUCCCAACAUCGUCCAGCGUCAUGUGCAACGACGAGAUCAUCAUGUCUUCCUCCGCUGCUCGCGCCAGCCCAGACGAUCUCUUCUCGGCUUACGUCCCGACGAAGAAUAAUCGGCCGCGUGCGACUCCGGACAUGAUCCUGGACGAGAUGGCCGGGAACCCGCUGGAGAUGUACUUCCCUCCGCUGGCCACGUACGAGCAGCCUCAGGUGCCGAUGAGUGGCACCGCCUCGACGCUCCCUGCUGAAGGCUUUGCAGGCGACGGUGCUCUGAACGGUGCAGCCAUGCAGUUUGGCUCGAAGCCUUCCAAGGGGAGAAGGAGUUUGGGAGGGGCACGUGAGAAGGCUCGACCGUGGUCGGUUUCGGAAGCGGCGCCGGCGCCGGUGAGGCAUCUCGGGUUCCAGAAGCUUCAGGAAGGGAUGAAUCAGUUGGAUGUGGGAACCAAGACGUGCAUCAGAGACGCCCUGUACCGGCUGGCCAACUGCGUGGAGCACAGACAUCAGGUAGUAGAGCAGAAUGUGGGUUCCUCGGCUGCAAACAGGCUCAGCACAUCGAGCGUAUGGGCGGAGACCGAGAGGAGCCCUAUGGAUCGCUCCGUGGCGCAGCUUCUUCUGCAGAAGCCGCUGGAUCAGAGGACGGCGAAUCGUGCCGCGUGAUAAUAUCGUCGUUCGACUCGGGGAUCUCCUGGCGUAGUGGUUCAGUGGCACCCAUUAUGAUUCCACUGCAGAGUAUGUGUAUGUAUGUGCGAACGAGCGUGUAAAUGUAGUACGUAUGAUACAGUCUAGCCUUUGACAGUC
This is a messenger RNA of Triticum dicoccoides, 1787 nucleotides long. RefSeq lists its product as uncharacterized. Lineage: Eukaryota; Viridiplantae; Streptophyta; Magnoliopsida; Poales; Poaceae. The record is from RefSeq and is a predicted model, not a curated record. Bases 195 to 1646 code for a protein of 483 amino acids. The transcript has 7 exons. Gene Ontology annotation, biological process: regulation of DNA-templated transcription; circadian rhythm.